ACAAAAUCAAAAAACUUCAAAAGAAAAAUACAAAAUUGGUCCCCAAAAUUUGAAAUUAUCAAAGUUACCCCCAAACUUGGUCUCUUAGUCUUCUUCUCUUUCUCGCUUAGCCGUUUAAAGCAAAACCCUGAGACUCCCCAAACCCUAAAAAUCUCAGCCGCCACUUUUGUUCUAAUGGCGAAGAAGAAAGUGUCUCGUAACACCAAUGGAGCAUCCGUUGAGCAACAACAAAUGCAGAGCCAGAAAUCUCCGGUCACUUACAAGAAACCGGCGGCGGAGCUGAGUCGUGAGUCUUCAAUGGAGGACCAUGACUCCUCGGAGGAAAAGUUUCAGAACUUGAAGUCACUCAAUGGGAUUCUUCUCCAGCAAACCAUGGAGAAGAGGCAGCAGAUUGAAUCUCUCUUCCAGGCGAAAGAUGCGUUGGAGGCUGAGCUGACCCGUUCCGGAAAGGAGAAGACUUUGCUGAAGGAGGAGUUGUGUGGUUCGAGCGAUGAGAAGUUCAUGUUGAAGAUUGAGUUGGAUCUGUUUAUGGGUUUUGUUGAGAGUCGUGUUAAGGAAAUGGGUGUUGAGGUAGAUGUGUUGGUUAAGGAGAAGAGUGAUAGGGACUGUGAGAUUAGGGAUUUGAAAAGAGAAGCUAGUGUUUUGAUGGGGAAGUUAGAGAGUGAGAGGGAUGAGUUUAGUAGGGUUUGUGAUGAGAGGGAUUUGAUUAAGAGUGGGUUUGAAUUGCAGAGUGAGGAGAUGAAUCGGUUGAAGGAGAGUGUGGUGAGGUUGGAGAUGAAAGAAGUGAGUUUAGGUGAAGAAGUUGGGAGAUUGAAGUCUGAGAAUGGUAGAUUGGUGAAGGAGAGGAAGAAGAGAGAUGAGUUGAUUGAGAGGGUUAGUAAGGAGAGGAGUGAAAUGGAGAAGAACCUUGAGGAUAAGAUUAGGGAGACUGAUGGGUUGAAGAGUGAGAUCAAAGGGGUUAUUGGAGAGAAGAUGGAGAUAGAGAUGGUUAAACGUGAUCAGAAGGAGACGAUCGUUGAGUUGGAGAAAAAGUUGGGAAAUUUGAAUGAGACUGUGAAGAGCUUGACAAAGGAAGAGGUGGGGUUACGUGAUCAGGUUAUUAGGUUAGAGAGGAAUCUUGAUGAGGUUAUGGAGGAAGCGAAAGCCAGGGCGGAGCAGAUCAAUGCAUUGGUGAAAGAGAAGUCUGUUACGAAAUCUGAGCUUGAGUGUGUGUGGAUGGAGAACAUUUCAGUUAAGAAGCAGAUGGAAAUGGCUCUCGUGCAAUCCUCUGAUAAUGGGAAACUGGUUGACCAAUUGUUGCGCGAGAAGAAUGAGCUUGUUAAGCGUGUUGUUAACCAGGAGGCUGAGUUUGUUGAGCUGAGUAAGCUGGCGGAUGAGCAAAAGCAUGUUGCAGUUCAGCUGCAAAAGGAUUAUAAUGAUCUAACCAAGACUACUGAGAAUCUUAGCUGCAAUGUUAGCCAGCUUAAGGAGUCUCUGGCGAUGGUUGAGGUUGAGAGAGACAAUGCUGGGAAGGCUCUUGCUGAGGAGAAGAGAAAUCGGUUGGCUCUUAAGGAUAAAGUUGCAGAAUUAGAGAAAAUGAUUGAAUCUACUGGUAAAGAGCUUGAGAAGACUAAGGCUGAGCGAGCGAGAUUGGUCAAAGAGAAGAAGGAAGUGGAGAAUCGAUCUGAGUCAUUGAGAAACGAGAAGGGUAUCCUUCAGAAGGAUAUUGUAGAAAACAAAAAAGCUAUUGGUGUUCUGAAAACAGAACUCGAGUCUGCUAGAACCAAUGCAAAAAACAGUCUAACAAUGCUGAAGAGUGUGGCAACAAUAGUGUGUGGUUUAGAAAACAAAAAAGGCGAGAAGAAGCGUGAGAAAGGAAUGGAUUCUUACACUGUGGAGCUAGAAGCGAUCAAGAAGUCGUUCAAAAACAAAGAAAGGUUGGUUGAGGAAAUGAAGAAGGAAGUAGAGAAAAUGAAGCAUUCAGUUGAAGAUGCACACAAGAAGAAGAGCAUUUGGACCCUUGUGUCAUCUGUUACUUCUCUCCUUAUGGCUGCAUCUGUUGCGUAUGCUGCUUCGAUCAAGUGAACACCUGAAGAUGGUACUACCCCUAUAACUUUCAGACAACAUUACCGCAAUCCAGUUCUCAAUAUUUGCUGUUUAACUUCUAAACCAUUUUGAGCAUCGUAUGAGCUUUUUACUCAUAACUCCUCUAUGAUGUUUAGUUGGUUCAUGAAUAACUAUGAUGUAAUCCUUUUUUUUUUCAUGUCUAGCUCUAUCUAUGUCUGUGGUUCUGCUACUUUUCUCUCUGAACAUGUAGUUGAUUCUCAGAAACUCUAAUAAACAUCUUCGUUUCAUUUUUAUA
This is a messenger RNA of Camelina sativa (false flax), 2341 nucleotides long. The record is from RefSeq and is a predicted model, not a curated record. NCBI's taxonomy places the organism in Eukaryota, Viridiplantae, Streptophyta, Magnoliopsida, Brassicales, Brassicaceae.